CCGUGCGGAAGACGAUUGGUUGGCUACCCUGCCUAAUCUCAGCGCCGAGCGGCUAAGGUUUUGUUCACCAUGUUGGAUGAACAGCUCAUUUCAGUUACCUCGUGACCAAUACUUUUAUCAUGUCACAGGAGCGUCGUGAGCUUGAAGUGUAGAGGAUCAGCCGAGUGACGUUUUUUCCUCAACUGACAGCGUCAAGGCCCAGCGGAACCAACGGAGGCAAUGCUGUUUUUAUGUGGAGAUAGAGAUACCCAUUAGCUAUCUCUGAGUUGUCAGAUUGAAUACCGCUGUCUAGCUCCUGGCGGUAGAUUUUGUCCCACAACAAACGGAUUUAACUUGUUAGUCUGUUUGGAUGCGCGCUUCUGAGCCGUAUUAGGACAGAGUGGGAUACAGAUACACACACACACACAAAGCUGUCGAUGGGGGAAUUACGUUGUCUGCCAGCCGUCUGUGAGGAUUUCUUUUCUCGUGUUUUGAGUCAUGGUCGAAGCUUCGUCACCCUGUCAAACUGAUGGGGGUUUCUUUGGAAGCACGCGGCUCGGUGGAUUGCUAUAAUAAUAUGUGAGUAGGGUGGCUUGCCGAGGCCCGGGCCUGCCUGCCUCUCUGCGCUGCUGUAUUGUAGCCUUGGCUGGGAUACACCUCCUCUGCACCGGAUCAGCAGCGUUAAUUACGACUCUGAGAUUACCUCUGCUAUCAGAGUAGUUGUCUGGCCUGUACACACAUCUGAAGGAGAAUCCAGUUUGGAAUAAUAGAUUGCGAUUUUUAAGCCGUGUGGUGAGAAAAGCAACGUCGCCAGUGUGUGGCAAACUUGGAACACUUAAAAGAUGAAUGCUCUGUUUCCCAUGUGACCUGCUUUAGAUCGCACUAUUUUAUUAAGAGAGGAAGGUGAAUUUUUCCAGGAGGGGAGGUAGAACCAUCUCUGUGAUGAAAUGCCUUUAAGUCUUUUUUCUAUUGAAUAUUUUUGGUUUGUCACUGACAGCAGUGGCACUGUUAAAGCUGCAUAGAUUGUAUGUUUGGGUGGUCCAUUGCCCAUAAUGUGCUCUCCGUCACUAGUUUCAGACUUCAGUAGUCUAAUGGCGUUCUAAAUAGAAAAUUAAUUUAGGGGAAGUGGGGCAAAGCCUAGUUAGUAUUAUGCUAAAACGCCAUAUCAGAUAUCGGAUCAUUUCUGUCAAAGUGAUUGACUUUGGACGCUUAAAGGACAUAAAUUUUCUCUAUGUUUGCCACAAGUUGUAUUAACCGUGGGGUUGCUGUCUGGUUGCCAUUAGUAUCAUUUUGAGAAGCAGUUUGAAAAGGAGGCACUUAAGUAUCAUUGGAUGGCUCUUUGUGGUACAACUGCUGCAAAUGUUACAAAAAUGAUGGCUGCUUACAACGGUGGUUCCUCAGCAGUAGCUGCCCAUCACCCCCAUCACCACCACCACCAGCUCCAGCACCUACCGCCUCCCCACAUGCAUCACCACCACCACCACGCGGGCCAGCACCACUUACAGCACCCGGGCUCAGCCGCUGCUGUGCACACGGUCCAGCAGCACACAUCAACGGCUGCCGCUGCGGCGGUGAUGCUAAACCCCGGACAGCAGCAGCCCUACUUUCCGUCUCCAGCCCCUGGGCAAGCUCCCGGGCCGGCCGCGGCCGCGGCUCCCGCACAGGUCCAAGCGGCUGCAGCAGCCGCUGUCAAAGCUCACCACCACCACCAUCAACAGCAGCAGCAACAACACACGCAUCACUUACAGCAGCAGCUGGAUAUUGAGCCUGACAGACCCAUCGGCUACGGAGCGUUUGGAGUUGUCUGGUCAGUGACAGACCCCAGAGACGGAAAGCGAGUUGCCCUCAAAAAGAUGCCCAAUGUCUUCCAAAACCUUGUUUCUUGUAAGAGGGUAUUUCGUGAGCUGAAGAUGCUGUGCUUCUUCAAACAUGAGAAUGUGCUCUCUGCGCUGGACAUACUACAACCUCCACACAUUGACUACUUUGAAGAAAUCUAUGUGGUAACUGAACUGAUGCAAAGUGACCUCCAUAAGAUCAUUGUAUCACCGCAGCCUCUGAGCUCAGACCAUGCCAAAGUUUUUCUUUAUCAGAUUCUGAGAGGACUUAAGUACCUUCACUCUGCUGGAAUUCUACAUCGAGACAUCAAACCUGGCAACCUCCUCGUCAACAGCAACUGUGUGCUCAAGAUCUGUGAUUUUGGCCUGGCCCGAGUGGAGGAGUCCGAUGAAUCAAGACACAUGACUCAGGAAGUGGUGACACAGUACUACCGAGCUCCAGAAAUCCUCAUGGGGAGCCGCCACUACUCCAACUCAAUUGAUAUCUGGUCUGUAGGCUGCAUCUUUGCUGAGUUGCUAGGGCGACGCAUCCUCUUCCAAGCCCAAAGUCCUAUUCAGCAGCUGGAUUUAAUCACUGACCUGUUGGGGACACCUUCUAUGGAGGCGAUGAGGACGGCAUGUGAAGGCGCUCGUGCACAUAUUCUCAGAGGACCUCACAAACAGAAACAGCACUAUGGACUUGACUGCAAAAGGGACAAGGUUUCUAGCCUGUAAUCACAAUUACAAGUUGGUCCAUUUCAUGUGUGCAUAACACACGCACACAUCUGCGCACUCACAGCCACACGCUAUCCUGUUGUUAGCCUGGAACUCCUCAAUGCAGUGUUAAUUUCGUUGACCAAUAAUUUUCUACAUAGUUUUCUUUUACCCAUUGUUUUUUGACGAAAAAAGAAAACUAAAUAAAAAUGAAUGAAAACAAAAACUAUGAUGAAAGCCAUGAUGAAUAAAAACAAAAUGAAAUGGAGUGUAAGGAUCAGGUCAGAUCUAAUAAAGUUAAUUAUGGAAAAGUAA
This is a messenger RNA of Oreochromis niloticus (Nile tilapia), 2822 nucleotides long. RefSeq names its product nemo-like kinase, type 2 (gene nlk2). The record is from RefSeq and is a predicted model, not a curated record. The transcript has 8 exons. Gene Ontology annotation, biological process: protein phosphorylation. NCBI's taxonomy places the organism in Eukaryota, Metazoa, Chordata, Actinopteri, Cichliformes, Cichlidae. Gene Ontology annotation, molecular function: MAP kinase activity; ATP binding. The coding region runs from base 1311 to 2528 and encodes 405 amino acids.